Messenger RNA from Lacerta agilis (Sand lizard), 1281 nucleotides. RefSeq names its product vomeronasal type-2 receptor 26-like. The record is from RefSeq and is a predicted model, not a curated record. The transcript has 3 exons. The coding region runs from base 1 to 1281 and encodes 426 amino acids. Gene Ontology annotation, biological process: G protein-coupled receptor signaling pathway. NCBI's taxonomy places the organism in Eukaryota, Metazoa, Chordata, Lepidosauria, Squamata, Lacertidae. Gene Ontology annotation, molecular function: G protein-coupled receptor activity. Gene Ontology annotation, cellular component: membrane.
AUGGUUGAGAUCAAGAGGAAUUCCCGACUCUUACCAAACAGCACAGUAUUUGCCACCAUCACUAAAAAUGCUUACAAUGAAAUGGGCUCCUGUAAAGGGACUAUGGAUAUCCUUUUCCUCAGACAGGGGAACCCCCUUAACUACAUCUGCAACAAGACAUACAAGCUAAUGGCCAUCAUUGGAGGACUCACCUCUCAUAACUCCAAGCAAAUGCCCCACAUCUUAAAUAUCUACAAGAUACCACAGAACCUGCCACAAUCCACGUGUGUUGAGAGUUGCCGUCCUGGACACAGUAGGAUUUUGCGUCAGGGGAAACAGAUUUGUUGCCACGAUUGUUCUCAGUGCUCUGAAGGAACAGUUUCAAAACUGAUGGAUGCGGACCAUUGCAACAAGUGCCCAGAGGACCAGCAUCCAAACAAAAACCAUAACCACUGCAUUCCUAAGCAUAUUGUCUAUUUAGCUUAUAGAGAAUCCUUGGGAAUAAUUCUAGCUUCAUUUGCUCUGUUCCUUUCUCUGAUAACACUAGUGGUAAUGUGGAUCUUCAUUCAACAUCAGGAGACUCCCAUCGUCAAGGCCAACAACUGGAACAUCACCUGCACCCUCCUCAUUUCCCUAUUGCUUUGCUUUCUCUGCUCCUUCCUAUUCAUUGGAAAGCCUGGGAAGGUGACAUGCCUUCUCCGUCAAACAGUGUUUGGGGUUGUCUUCUCCCUAGCUGUUUCUUGCGUGUUGGCAAAAACCAUCACUGUGGUUCUGGCCUUCAUGGCCACCAAGCCAGGAAACAGGAUGAGGAAAUGGGUGGGGAAGAGGCUGGCAGGGUCAGUCAUCAUCCUUUGCACUCUUAUUCAAACUGGCAUCUGUGCACUGUGGUUGGCAACCUCUCCUCCCUUCCCAGAGUUUGACAUGCAUUCACAGACUACCCAAAUCAUUGUGCAGUGCAAUGAAGGAUCAGCCCCCAUGUUUUAUACUGUCUUGGGCUAUAUGGGGCUUCUGGCCAUCAUCAGCUUCACUGUGGCUUUCUUGGCCCGGAAGCUGCCUGAUACUUUCAAUGAAGCCAAGCUCAUCACCUUCAGCAUGUUAGUGUUCUGCAGUGUUUGGGUGUCCUUUGCCCCCACCUACUUGAGCACCAAAGGAAAAUACAUGGUGGCUGUGGAGAUCUUCUCCAUUUUAGCCUCUAGUGUGGGUUUGCUGGGCUGCAUCUUCUUCCCCAAAUUGUACAUUAUUGUUCUGAGGCCUGAACUGAACAGUAGAGACCAGCUUGUAAGGAAGAAGAAUCACAUCUGA